Molecule: messenger RNA, 2702 nt
Organism: Lipotes vexillifer (Yangtze River dolphin)
Lineage: Eukaryota; Metazoa; Chordata; Mammalia; Artiodactyla; Lipotidae
Gene: DCTN4
Product: dynactin subunit 4
Exons: 13
Coding region: 10-1392 (460 amino acids)
Cellular component (GO): dynactin complex
Source: RefSeq, a predicted model, not a curated record
CCCCUAAAGAUGGCGUCGUUGCUGCAAUCGGAGCGGGUUCUCUACGUAGUCCAGGGAGAAAAGAAGGUUCGGGCCCCGCUCUCGCAGCUUUACUUCUGCCGCUAUUGUAGCGAGCUGCGGUCGCUGGAAUGUGUGUCUCACGAGGUGGACUCCCAUUAUUGUCCCAGUUGUUUAGAAAAUAUGCCAUCGGCUGAAGCCAAACUAAAAAAGAAUAGAUGCGCCAACUGCUUUGACUGUCCUGGCUGUAUGCACACCCUCUCCACUCGGGCAACAAGCAUUUCCACACAGCUUCCAGAUGACCCAGCCAAGACCACGGUGAAGAAAGCCUAUUAUCUGGCCUGUGGAUUUUGUCGCUGGACAUCUAGAGAUGUGGGCAUGGCAGACAAAUCUGUGGCUAGUGGUGGUUGGCAGGAACCUGAAAAUCCUCACACGCAACGGAUGAACAAGCUGAUUGAAUAUUACCAGCAGCUUGCUCAGAAGGAGAAGGUUGAACGGGAUCGCAAGAAACUGGCACGGCGUAGAAACUAUAUGCCUUUGGCUUUUUCGGACAAAUAUGGUCUCGGAACCAGGCUUCAGCGACCACGAGCUGGUACAACCAUCAGUACCCUUGCUGGACUUUCCCUUAAAGAAGGAGAGGACCAGAAAGAGAUAAAGGUUGAGCCAGCUCAGGCUGUAGAUGAAGUGGAACCUCUACCUGAAGACUAUUAUACAAGACCAGUAAAUUUAACAGAGGUGACCACCCUUCAGCAGCGCCUCUUACAGCCUGACUUCCAGCCAAUCUGUGCUUCACAGCUCUAUCCUCGUCACAAGCAUCUUCUGAUCAAACGGUCCCUGCGCUGCCGAAAAUGUGAACAUAAUCUGAGCAAGCCAGAAUUUAAUCCGACAUCUAUCAAAUUCAAAAUCCAGCUGGUUGCUGUCAAUUAUAUCCCAGAAGUGAGAAUCAUGUCAAUUCCCAACCUUCGCUACAUGAAGGAGAGCCAGGUCCUCCUGACUCUUACGAAUCCAGUGGAAAACCUCACCCACGUGACUCUGUUGGAGUACGAGGAGGGGGACCCUGAUGAUAUCAACAGCACUGCUAAGGUGGUGGUGCCUCCCAAAGAGCUUGUUUUAGCCGGCAAGGAUGCAGCAGCAGAGUAUGAUGAGUUGGCAGAACCCCAGGACUUUCAGGAUGAUCCUGACAUUAUAGCCUUCAGAAAGGCCAACAAAGUGGGUAUCUUCAUCAAAGUGACCCCACAGCGUGAGGAGGGCGAAGUGACCGUGUGCUUUAAGAUGAAGCACGAUUUUAAAAACCUGGCCACCCCUAUCCGCCCCAUCGAAGAAGCUGACCAGGGUACAGAGGUCAUCUGGCUCACCCAGCAUGUGGAACUCAGCUUGGGCCCGCUUCUUCCUUAAAGUGUUCCAGUGGCGGGCAGAUCCCAAAGGACAGUAUCAUCACAAACCCACGUUAAAAUGUGGAAGCCGCUGCUUCAUUAGGCCUUGUUUAUAAUGAUGUACCCAUGCACUACUGAAUCCUGUUCCUAGGAGCUUAGGGGCAUAGGCAAGGCAUUAGGAACACAGGGUGACUGCUGUUCCUCUGGCCCUCUCUUCUGUUAACACCCGUAAGUCUGUGUCUCCCUCACUGAACCCUGCACGUUGACUAACAACAGCAUAGUUCCAUCCCAAGAAAAGGGGUGGCUGUUCCUUGGCGUGGCAUUCGAUUGACCACUUGAGAAACUGACCAUACUAUCUCCCGAUCUGAUCUCAUAAAGGAUCACAGUCUCACAGAUGAAACUUAAAAUAACUGAAAGGUAGGCCCGCUAUUGAUGACCCAGCAUUGGUCUCAGUAUACCAGCUGCUUUUUGCAUUCCACUAGAUAUAAUCUAGCACUCUAAACAUAUCCCUUCACUUGUCAUCUUGGCUCCCAUCCAUUUGACAGGAUAAUAGAAUCGUUAUGUUGUCUUUAGUGUUGUGAUGAUUGGAAAAACCUGUGAAAUAGUUAAGGCACCUUAAUUUGCCCUCUUUUAAGUGAAUAUAAGAUACUUAUUUAUUAAUUGUUCUUAAAAAUUUUUUCCCAGUAGGAUACAGAACUUUUUCUUCUAGGAAGAAUUUGAGAAGCAAGCAAUUACGUGUCAUAUCAAGGGGGUGGCAAAUUCUGUUCAUUUUAACUGUUGCCACAGUACCCAGGGACUGAUGCUGCCGCAGCGAGCCCAUCUUUUAUGUCUUACUCCCUACGCUUCUCUUCGGCUCGGCCUCUUUAACUCAGUAAGUUGUUCUGAGUACUGGGGACCUGGAAAGAGCCCAAAGAAAACUCGGUGGACAAGUUCACUUCUGGAAUUCAGAAAAUAUUUUAAAUGUUAGAUGUUUAUCGUGAUCUGAACUAAUGUUCUUUCCAUUGAUUUGAAGGGGAAGUUAACAUUUGUAAUCUCUUGAAUCCAAAACUGGAUAUUCAGAAAAAGAACCUUCUCCCUUCCUGCAUUUAAGACUUUUAUCAUACGGUUUGUCAAAUAAGAGCAUUUUGACCAUAAAUCAUAAAGAAUACUUGCCUAACAGCACACAUGCUGUUUUCACUUGGUAUCCUGGAGUUGGGUUGCUAACCUUAAUUUCUGUGAUGUCUUCUCAACUGAGACUUGACAAAGUAGACCACCACCUGCACCACAUUAUCUGUAAAUGUAUUGUUAGCAAGCAGCCAACAGACCUUUGGGGAAAGAGAAAUUUCCUGUUUA